AUGCUAAAAGAAGUCCACCACAAAUUCCUAAUCUCCGGUCAUACUCACUUGGAAGCAGACUCGAUUCAUGCUUCAAUAGAAAAAGCUAAAAAGCACACAACAAUGGAUAUAGAAAUACCCAGAGACUGGUCCACUCUGGUUCGCAGCAUUCAGCGAAAAGGAGGAAUUAAAGUCAUUGACAUGUCUCAGGAUGAUUUUUACAAUAUAAGCGCUCUUCAGAAAGCGUAUUUUGUGAAUAGAAAGAAAAACGCGGACGGAGAGCAAAUGUCUUUUUUGAAAGCAAACUAUUUCCUCUACACGAAGGAAAACCCUGGAAAAAUUUUCUACAAGGAAGGCUUAUUGGCAAAAGAAGAUUUCAAAGUCUGGGAUAUAACAAAGAAGAAAAAAGGACAGCCAGAUGAGACACAACUCGUUUUGGAAAGGCUACAUAAUUCGUACCCGUUGCCUCUUCCAAAAACGACAUUAAUACGUUAA
This is a messenger RNA of Acanthoscelides obtectus, 474 nucleotides long. The record is from the annotation of a GenBank genome assembly. Lineage: Eukaryota; Metazoa; Arthropoda; Insecta; Coleoptera; Chrysomelidae.